CUAGGGAUUGCAAGAAUGUUGGCCGGACUUGGUCGUAUAAGGGAAGCAACAUUUGCAGCAAUCACCAGUUUGAUAUUGUCCCUUCUGCUUCGAUUGCCAUAUUUCCAGCCUAAUGCCAAUGAUUCAUUCUUAUCAAAUGGAACACAUGCUUGGUCUCCAACAGUGAUUCUGUUAUCCCUUGAUGGAUUCAAACCAGCAUAUUUAGAAUCAGGACACACGCCAGUCCUACAAGCAUUGUCUCAGGGAAGGUACUUCUCGCAAGAUUAUCAGUCAGUCGGCGUCCUUACAUCUGAUUAUAUGCUGCCAGCUUCGCCCAGCUUAACAUUUCCAAACCAUUGGACCUUACAAACAGGCUUGCAACCCUCUUCACAUGGGAUCAUCGCAAAUGACUUCCAUAGAAUUCGCGAAAAGAAUGGAAGAAUAGGCAAGAACUCUUCAUUCUACUACACAGACCCAAAUCGGUCUUGGGACGCAAGCUGGUGGCACGGCAGUCCACUUUGGGAAUAUUUGGUGAACAAAGGAUUGCAAACGGCUAAUCUGAUGUGGCCCGGACCUCCGAUCACACACAACAAUAUUACCAGUACAUAUUUUCAGAAAUACGAAAAAGAUUGGUCUGUUGAAAGAAGACAUGAUCAAAUCAUGCAAUGGUUAGACUUGGACACGGAAAAGAGACCGCAAUUUAUUUGUGCAUAUGCACCUGAUGUCGAUACUGCAACGCACAAUCUUGGCCCAGAUCCACAAUUGGUAGAGGUGGCAACUGCUUUGAGAAGAGUUGAUGGAUAUAUUCAUCAAAUCCUUACCAGUAUUGCAGAACGUAAUGCUUCUUCGAUCGUCAAUGUGGUCAUCGUUAGUGAUCAUGGGAUGACGUUCACCUCUAACGAAAAACUCGUUUAUUUAGAUGAAAUUCUCGGUAGAGAUUUGCUAGGCAAGAUCGUAACGCAAGAUGGGUGGCCGAACGCAGGUUUACGGUUUAGGAAUAGUGCGGACGAAGAAGAGGCAAGGCGUAAAUUGGCGGCAGCAAGUGAAAAGAUGAAGAGAGAAGGCCGACACGGAUUCGAUGUCGUUGAUCGACAGGAAUUGGUAAAGAGGUGGAAUUGGACAAUGACUGAUUUGGUAGAGAAAAGGGUGGCAAAUUUGUGGGUAAUACCUGAAGUUGGUUGGAGCGUCACUACACAUCAAGAGAUGGCGAGCUUUAAUUUCGAUUAUGGUCCUCGUGGAAAUCAUGGAUACGAUGCAACACAUCCAGACAUGCACGCUUUCUUCCUAGCAAGGGGACCUUCUAUUCAAGCAACAUCAGCAAAACACAUAGAAUCUUUUCGCAAUGUUGAGAUCUUUAAUUUGAUCAUGCAUAUGCUCGGUAUCAAAGAGGCCAAGACUGAUGGCAAGAAGAACUUUUGGGCUAAACACAUCAAGAAUCCCAGGAUGGGAUAAAAUCUUUACACACUGCAAUUGUACUUUAGAG
This is a messenger RNA of Meira miltonrushii, 1462 nucleotides long. Its product is annotated as Phosphodiest-domain-containing protein. Gene Ontology annotation, molecular function: ribonucleoside triphosphate phosphatase activity; nucleoside triphosphate diphosphatase activity. The coding region runs from base 16 to 1431 and encodes 471 amino acids. NCBI's taxonomy places the organism in Eukaryota, Fungi, Basidiomycota, Exobasidiomycetes, Exobasidiales, Brachybasidiaceae. The record is from RefSeq and is a predicted model, not a curated record. The transcript has a single exon. Gene Ontology annotation, biological process: nucleoside triphosphate metabolic process.